This is a messenger RNA of Gymnodraco acuticeps, 2136 nucleotides long. Its product is annotated as receptor-type tyrosine-protein phosphatase-like N. Gene Ontology annotation, biological process: protein dephosphorylation. The record is from RefSeq and is a predicted model, not a curated record. Lineage: Eukaryota; Metazoa; Chordata; Actinopteri; Perciformes; Bathydraconidae. Gene Ontology annotation, cellular component: secretory granule. Gene Ontology annotation, molecular function: protein tyrosine phosphatase activity.
AGCGAUGAUGGAAUGGCGUUGCCCCUGGUGACCCGGGUUAAGCCCCGCCCCUCCUCCGGCUGGGUGUUCUCCACGCUGGUUGCCAUGGCGAUCAUCGGCAGCAUCCUGGUGGCGACCAUGACGAUCGCCUGCCUGAGGAAUCACGCCCACCGCCUGGCAGCCAGGAAGCUGGGCCUGGAGGGGGGCAGCUUCACGCACCAGGAGUACCAGGACCUGUGUCGCCAGCACAUGUCCUCCAAAGGAGCCUUCGGACGCCUGGAGGCCGCCGCACUGGGAGCAGUGGGAGGAACCAGUGGAGGAGGAACCAGUGGAGGAGGAGCUGCAGGUGGAGGAGCAUCAGCAGGUGGAGGUGGAGACUCCAGAGUGAGCAGCGUCUCCUCCCAGUUCAGCGAUGGAGCUCAGCCCAGUCCGAGCUCCAUCGGCAGCGCGUCAUGGUGUGAAGAGCCGGCACAGGCCAACAUGGACAUCUCCACCGGACACAUGAUACUGGCCUACAUGGAGGACCACCUGAGGAACAAGGACCGUCUGAUGAAGGAGUGGGAGGCUCUGUGCAGCUACACCGCCGAGCCCAGCGCCGUCUCCAUCGCCCAGAGCGACGCCAACGCCAAGAAGAACCGCUGCGCGCAGUCUGCCCCCUAUGAUCACUCCAGGGUGAAGCUGAAGGCGGAGGUCAACCCUUCUCGAUCUGACUACAUCAACGCCAGCACCAUCAUUGAGCACGACCCCCGGAUGCCUGCUUACAUCGCCACCCAGGGCCCGCUGUCACACACCAUCUCUGACUUCUGGCAGAUGGUGUGGGAGAACGGCUGCACUGUGAUCGUGAUGAUGAGCGCUCUGGUUGAAGACGGGGAGAAACAGUGUGACCGCUACUGGCCUGAUGAGGGCUCGUCCCUCUACCACAUCUACGAGGUGAACUUGGUGUCGGAGCACAUCUGGUGUAACGACUUCCUGGUGCGGAGCUUCUACCUGAAAAACGUCCAGACGCAGGAGACCCGGACCCUCACUCAGUUCCACUUCCUCAGCUGGCCGGCGCAGGGCAUCCCCCCCGCCACUCGCCCGCUGCUCGACUUCCGCAGGAAGGUGAAUAAGUGCUACAGAGGACGGUCCUGCCCCAUCAUCGUGCACUGCAGUGACGGGAUAGGCCGGACUGGGACGUACAUCCUGAUCGACAUGGUUCUCAAUCGCAUGGCUAAAGGUGUGAAAGAGAUCGACAUCGCUGCGACUCUGGAGCACGUGCGGGACCAGAGGUCGGGGAUGGUCCGCACGAAGGAUCAGUUUGAGUUUGCGCUGACGGCGGUCGCUGAGGAGGUCAACGCCAUCCUCAAAGCUCUGCCUCAGUGACACCCUCCUCUUCCUCCUCUUCCUCCUCCUCCAUGAUGAUUCUCACGAUGAAGAACGACGCUGUGCUUUUCCGUCCGCCCUCCUGGUGUCAAAAAAAAAACAUCUUACUUUGGGACGGCUUUAAAGUCAGAAAGGAUGUGUCUGAUUUCUAUGGCACAGAGGUGAUGUGUUCAGGGACAGGAGUGUUGCGUUCAAUGCUAAUAUGAAAGCAAAAUAAUUGAGAUAUUUCAAAAAGAGGUUUAAAAACCCACGUCUUAUUCUUUCAGCAAAAGAGGACCGUGUUAAAGGAACAAAGGAUAAAGCUGCCAGAAACUGAAAUAAAUAAAACCAAGAUAUCCAGAGAGAUGUCUUUCCCAGCUUUGUCUUUGCAGGAUACAUACAUAAAAGUCCUGAAUGUAACAGCCACCCUGAAUGCAACCUCUGCACCGGGUGAAUGCGAUAUUUAAACAUCAGGAAUCCAGGUGGAGUGUUUCCUGUCGGGUCGUCGUGUCUCAGAGAGGAAGUAGAGAUUGGUUUAAAGUGGAAAGGUGUGUAAAAGGAGGAUUUGUGAUUGUUUACCUGCUCUCUCUGUAGCUCCCCUCCCUUCCUCACACACCUGCAGAAAACACACUGCGUCCCCGUGUGUGUGUGUGGAUCGUGCUGCGUCACUGGAUAUAUUGUUGUUUACCUCAUGCAAGUCAAAAAAGAAAUAAAAAAAAUUAAAAAGAAAUGCUAUUCUCUGAAAAAACAGAAAAGCUUAUUUUGUAUUUGUGAGACCUUGAAUAAAUAUUUGAGUGUUGAAGUGCUGCAAUCGCU